AUGUAUGAUAUGGGAUGUUUUUCUGCAAAUGGAUUCUAUCCAACGACGUCAUCAUGUUCUUCGAAUACGUCUUCACCCGAUUCGUUAAAACAUCAACGUCUACUGGUUACUGCCACACCUUCGCCUCCAAAUCUAACUCACCCGUUUUUUCAACCACCACCACCAUCACGACAACAACAACAGCAGCAGCAACAGCAACAACAGUAUCUUUUCGAUCAUCAUCGAUUUCGUUUCAAUCACAAUAAUAAUAAUAAUAAUAACAAUAAUAAUAAUAGUAAUUCGAAUGGUAAUAGCGAAAUUCAUUCAUCAUCAUCGUCAACUACGUCCAGUCAUGAUCAAAUGCCUCUUUGGCUUGCUACUCAACCGUCAGGGCAGCAAGCACAGCAGCAGAGUCCUGCAACAGUGAGAAUGAUCUCAGAGAACGGACCAGCCUUUCCAUUACCCUUACAUUUGCCACCUGGACAUAUGGUUCAACAGGUUCUUGAUGAGAAUGGUGUACUAACACAUGUUAUUAUGUCACAACCCGGACCACCUCCACCUCCACCACCUCAUCAUCACAUGCAUACCGGUUAUUCUCCGUCACCCUACAAUGGAUUGUAUGGGCAUCCACAUCAAUAUCAUAAUCCAAAUGUAUAUGGACCUUACACAGGUGAUACAUUAUCAUAUUCAUCACGUUCAAGCUGUAAUCAUACGUCAUCCCCUACUAAUCCCUCACAAUGUCUAAUACAUCCAGCUGAAAGUAAUGGUUCAACAACGACGACAGCGACAAGUGGAAAUACAUCUAUAUCAACAUCAUCAACAAAUUCCACAUCAAAUCAACAACGUCGUUCUCCUGUAUAUAAUACAAACACAAACAGUUGUGCAACAACAGGUGUAGCAUCUAACACACGAACUUUGAAUAGUUCUGGACAAAAACGACGAGUACCAUCAUCCAAUACGAACACGAGCUCAUAUGUAAAUAAUGGCACUUUGAAUGGCUCUGAUAAACCUCAGCAUCAUCAUGCUCAUCAUCACCCCCAUCAUCCAUCAGCAGCUCCAUUACCACCAACGCAUUAUUCAACAUUCUAUCCAGAAAUGGUUGUUCAACCGACAACCGAAUCAAUUGAUUUAACAUCUUCGGCUGAAUAUGAUAAAGAACGGCAAAUUAUAGAAAAGUGUCUCUCCAAAUUAUCUCUACCCAUCGUUCAAGAUAUAGAAAGUCGAAGUGUACUAGUAAGAAUACAACCUCCACGUUCAACUUCAUCCACGUCAUCACAAUCAGAAUAUUCGAUCGAUUUUACUAAUCUUAUUUACGAACUGUUAUUGUCAGAUAAAGGCAAAGAUGCCAAAUAUAAACAAGUCUACUGUGGUGAUGCUAACGAAAUAACGUUGAAAGAUCUGAAGCCAGCAACAGAAUAUCAUCUAAAAGUAUGUGCUUGUAUUGAUUCAUGUAAAGGUGAAUACACCAAUCCCGUUCCAUUUACAACUGAUCAAUGUGAACCUGAUCGACCUGCUCCGCCUAAACUAUUGGGUAGUCGGGUAAAAAAUUCUCUGACGUUAAAAUGGACAGCAACAGCUGAUAAUGGAUCCAAAGUCUUGAAUUAUAUUCUCGAAUACGAUGAGGGUAAAGGUCGAGAGUUUGUCGAAGUGUAUCGUGGUAUAAAGAAACAAUACCUACUAAGUAAACUAACUCCUGCCACGUUUUAUGCGUUCCGUUUGGCAGCCGAGAACAGUAUUGGACGAAGUGAAUUUAGUGAAACAAUUCGAUAUAGUACAUUGGGUACUAUUCCGACCGAACCAGAUCCACCCAUUCUAGUGGAAAAAGGCGUCAAGCACUUAACUUUAUCAUGGGCUCAACGCCCAAUAGAUGAAGCAUUUACUCUACAAAUGAAUGAUGAAGCGAAUUAUUUUCGCAAUAAAUACACGGGUCCGUUGUGUAACUAUACAGUUACUGACCUAUUUAGAAAUACCGAAUAUAAGUUCCGAUUGGCAGCACACAAUCAAGAAGGACAAAGUAACUAUUCGGCGAUUGUCACAUAUAAAACAUUACCUGAUCGACCGGAUCCACCAGCUAAGCCUCGAAUUAAAGGACAGUUACAAGCAACACAAUGUCGAAUUGUUUGGGACCCACCUAGAGAUGAUGGUGGUGCUGAUAUCCAACAAUAUCACCUUGAGUUAGAAGAAUCCAAAGUUGGAGAUGGCUUUCAUGUUACUUAUAAUGGAUUGGAAAGAGAAUACUUACUGGAACAACUGACACCUGGACAUUCAUACUCUCUUCGUUUGUCAUGUUCGAAUAUUGGCGGUCUUAGUGAUCCAUCAGAAAUCACUCAAAUAAAAACACCCGCUGUCGCCCCAGCAUCUUGUCAUCCACCGAAAAUAUCUGGCAAACCCAAAGCUAAUUCAUUGAAUCUUCGCUGGGCCUAUCCAGAUUACGAUGGUGGUGCACCAGUUAUAGAAUUCGAAGUGCAAGUAACGAAUCCAGACAGUUCAUCGCGUGUCGUCUAUCGCGGAGGUAAUCUCGAUUGUGCUGUUGCUGGUUUACUACCCGGUCGACCAUAUCUAUUUCAAGUUCGCGCUUUUAAUCGUGCAGGAGCUGGCCCAUGGUCAGAGUAUCUCGAUGUUCUUUCUGGGCCUGGUGUGCCAGAAGCACCGCGAAAUUUCCUCGUUGAAUGUCAGUCAGCCACUAGUGCCCUAAUCAGUUGGGAAGAAGGUGUGAAUAAUGGUGCAGCUAUCACAGAAUAUCGUCUCGAAUGGUCACGGAAAGAAGCAGAAGCUUUCAUGCAACUCUACUGCGGAACAAAUUGCACCUACGAAGCUAAAGGUCUCACACCGGUUACACAUUAUUUUUUCCGAGUACAAGCGGUUAACUCUGCUGGUGCUGGUCCAUACAGUAUGUUAGCCUCAUGCGUUACACCAGCUACAAUCCCGUCUGCCGUCACCUCGGUAAAAGUCCAUGCUAAAUCAACAUCAAUGACUAUAACUUGGAAAGAACCGUCCAGCAAUGGGUCACCGAUCACUGGUUAUUAUAUUGACAUAGGUGAAAAAGAGUUGAUUUUUGUCAGUGCUGAGUUGAAUGAAUACACAAUUGACGAAGUAUUACCUGAUACUGCCUAUAGAAUUCGUGUUCGAGCUGUGAAUACAAUCGGACCUGGUCCGUUCUCAUCAGUUGUUAAAAGUCAAACAAAAAGUUUACCACCUGACCCUCCGAGACUAGAAUGUAUCGCUGUAACCUGCAAUUCAUUAAAAUUAAAAUGGAACAACAGUACGACCAACCAUGUCCUAUCAGCAUCUGCAUCUGUGUCAACAGAGCCAUCCACGAGUACCUCUCGUUCAAUAACAUACAUCAUUGAAAUGGAAGGAAGAGAUGGAAGUUUCAACUGCAUUUAUACUGGAACGACCUAUUCACACAAGAUCAACAAGUUACAAGAGAAUACCUCAUAUAAUUUUCGUAUAUGUGCAAAGAACGAUUCAGGCGCAGGUCUAUGGUCAGGUAUUCAUACAUUUACAACAACUAAAGCACCACCAAAUCCACUAAAAGCUCCAAACAUCACUGAAAUUACAUCGACAUCGUGUGUAUUUAAUUGGCAAGCGCAUAAAUCGCUAGGAAAUGAUCCCAUUAGUUACAUUCUUCAAUUACAAAUCUAUCGACGAGACAAUGACUACAUUGAAAUCUAUCAUGGAGAAUUAACGUCUUAUCGAGCAACAAACUUAGAAGCCGGUGUUGAUUAUCGUGUACGUGUAUGUGUCAUCCGUUCGACAAACGAAGGUGUUACAUUGACCAGUCCAUUCAGUCCUGCAACACAUUUUGUUCUACCACGAGCAGAAGAUUUAGCUGCAGCACUAUCCGUAUCGAGAUCAUCGAAUACUCAUAUAGCAAAUGAUAAUCACUAUUCAGAACAACAAAAAGUAUCAUUAAUAAAUCGUUAUCGUUCAUUAGUGAGUCGAAAAUUGAAGUCAAUACAAUUAUUCGAAAGUCGAACAUUAACAGAUCAACAAUGGGCAAUUGUUAUCUUUGUUGGUUUUACAUUAUUAGCAAUAUUUAUUGCUAUAUUUGCUAAUUUUAUGUAUUCAAAAUAUACGAACGGUUCAUCAAUAUCAGUUGAUAAUGCCUCCUCUUCUUCUUCUUCUUCUUCCUCUUCUACUUCGUUUUCUCCCGGCAUAAAACAAUAA
This is a messenger RNA of Adineta ricciae, 4149 nucleotides long. The record is from the annotation of a GenBank genome assembly. NCBI's taxonomy places the organism in Eukaryota, Metazoa, Rotifera, Eurotatoria, Adinetida, Adinetidae.